Messenger RNA from Drosophila santomea, 1213 nucleotides. Its product is annotated as peritrophin-48. Gene Ontology annotation, cellular component: extracellular region. Gene Ontology annotation, molecular function: chitin binding. Lineage: Eukaryota; Metazoa; Arthropoda; Insecta; Diptera; Drosophilidae. The coding region runs from base 125 to 1204 and encodes 359 amino acids. The record is from RefSeq and is a predicted model, not a curated record. The transcript has 2 exons.
GGCCUUUGCAUAUUUAAGAGCUCCAGCCUCCUAACGUGCAGUAUCAUUUGAGUUGUGAGUGCCGCCAAGAUCGCAACGGGACGUUCGAGAAAACAGGAUACAAGUUAACCCAAGGAUAUACAACAUGAAUAGAGCUAGCGGUGUCCUGUCGCUGCUGUUUGUGGCCAGUGCCCUGGGCGGCGUGAUCGAGGACUUUGAAUACCUAUCGGUGGGGGAGAUGUGCGAUCUGCUGCCGCAGGAUACAAGCUUCCUGCGACCGAAUACCUGCAACAACUGGGUGCGGUGCGCCACCAACUACAGCGUGCUGGAGCAGGGCGGCUGUGCCGCAGGACUGAACUACAAUAAGGAGCUGGGUCGCUGCAUCCUGGCAUCCUCGAGCGCCUCGGUGUGUCCCUAUGCCGACGGUAUUGUGGACCAGGCCCAGAACCUGUGCGCCAACGAAACCGAAGGCGCCUUCAUCGUGGACCCCAGCAGCAGCGAUUGCCGCGGCUACAUCUUGUGCAAGUCGCACAAUCAGAUCAAGGCCAACUGUCCCAACGAGCUGAUCUUCCACCCCGCAUCGAGGUCCUGCGUGUACGAGAAGCAGUACCAUUGUCCCGUCAGCCAGACGAAGAAGACCAGUCCCGCCUGCCGGUCUCUGCCGAACAACACCCGUCUGGCCGAUCCCGUCCAUUGUGACCAGUACUACGAGUGCGUCAGCGAGGUCUUGCACAGCAGAUCCUGCCCACUGGCGAGUGCCUACGACGCGAGCCUCGGCUACUGCGUGGAUGUGGCCGAGGUGUCCUGCUACGAGAGCGCCGCCCUACCGGAACCGGAAAACAUCUUCUGCCUGGACAAUGCCACCGGAUCCGCUCGCGUUGGCUACUUUGCCGACGAAGAGUCCUGCUCCCACUACUAUAUCUGUGGAAACCCCGUCGCCGGCAAGCACGACACGGAGCCCAAGCACCUGAGCUGUCCUUUGGGCCAGUACUUCGACUUCGAGAAGCUCUCCUGCCGCGACAGACUCAACGUGCGCUGCCAGCUGGACAGGUGUGUGGGCACCAACACGACCUACGUAAACAUCGCCGGCGAUUGCCAGAGCUAUGGACGUUGCUCCGGCGGAAGGACCGUUAGCGUGGGCCAGUGCCCAACUGGUUACUACUUCGACGAGCGCAACCAGGGCUGCACCCAGACCAACUACCACUACAUCGCCUGCUCCGUGUAGGCUGCUCCA